AAAUGCGUGGAAACGAGCUGUCCGAAGCUCAAUGUGAAAGAAUUAUCAGUGCAUAUCUGAGUGGUUCUGUAAUACCUGAGAAGCAUCCUGGUCAUCCUAAAAUACUUAAUCAACGUGAUAAACGGACCCUACAACGUAUCGUUCGAAAUAAUCAGUUCACUUCUCUUAGUAAUAUAACAAGCAGAUUAAACUCUAGUCUUGAUACCACAUUGCAUAAUAAUACUAUUAGAAAAUACCUUCAUAAUGAAGGCCUUAGUAGUUAUGUCGCUCGUAAAAAAUCCCUUUUAACCCAAAAAUAG
Messenger RNA from Funneliformis geosporum, 299 nucleotides. Lineage: Eukaryota; Fungi; Glomeromycota; Glomeromycetes; Glomerales; Glomeraceae. The record is from the annotation of a GenBank genome assembly.